Messenger RNA from Coregonus clupeaformis (lake whitefish), 968 nucleotides. RefSeq lists its product as uncharacterized. The transcript is spliced from 5 exons. The record is from RefSeq and is a predicted model, not a curated record. Bases 26 to 565 code for a protein of 179 amino acids. Lineage: Eukaryota; Metazoa; Chordata; Actinopteri; Salmoniformes; Salmonidae.
CCUGCUGGAACACCUCUACGAGAGGAUGAAUAAAAACAGGACCAUGCCAUGCACUCAGAGUCAGCUGGACUCGUUCCGCCUGAUGAGGUAUGAGCUGUCUACAGGGAAGACCUGCCCAGCUACCCACAAUACACUGCUGCAGCAGAGACACAACGCCGCCCCUGGGAUGUUUCUGAUGUACAUCAGAGGGAAGCUGCUGUUCGCUGACUACAUCUUCAACGGCUACAGCUGCUCAGUGAGGGACCUCCACAAGCAGAUCUCUAAAACUAGAGGGGACUACAGACAGGGCCAGAGCCUGCCCUCAGACUACAGGUUCAGUGCCCAGGUGAAGAGCCCAGCAGUUGGGGACCCGCCUGGCCAUCAGGGGGAUCAGAAAGUCUCUGAUGGAGGAGAAGGCAUCUCUCAUGGAACACCUGCCUUGUCAAAGAAGGAAAAGUCCCAAACCAGUGAGCGGAAAUUGACUCAGGGACCUGUGACAUCAUCGGUCAUGCUAAAAAGAGACACCACUCUGCUAAAAGUUAAAAAGACUUCUGCUGCAGCCUCACUGCCCGUACUCACACACUGAACACAGGUCAGCUCAAAUCAGAGCUGCAAUGUAAGGUCCUUUCUGGGGUCACAAGUCAUCAAGAGAGACUGGAGAAAAACCUCACCGGAGCUGGGCUAACUGGCUGGAGACAGACAGGCUGCUGGGAGACUGGGACUAAGUCUAAUAUUAGGUGCACUAUACAGUAAAUGUAAUGUGAGAUCUGACUGUGUUACAUCCAUAACUGUCUUGCACACGUCUUGUUUUUGACUGAGUUGAAUUCAACGAAGCAAUGCUCCGCACAGUGAUUUAAUGACACUGAACUUCUGCACUUUAUAGAACUCAGUUGCAUCAUGGAAGAUGUUCCUUCUUUUUCUAUGGUCUACAAAUAAAGACUGUUGUCAAUAUGUGGACGGUUGUCUCCAUGUUAUCUGUCUUCAUAUCC